Messenger RNA from Myzus persicae (green peach aphid), 1517 nucleotides. RefSeq lists its product as uncharacterized. The record is from RefSeq and is a predicted model, not a curated record. The transcript is spliced from 8 exons. The coding region runs from base 389 to 1129 and encodes 246 amino acids. Lineage: Eukaryota; Metazoa; Arthropoda; Insecta; Hemiptera; Aphididae.
ACACACACUCGCAUUUUAUGCACAUUGAUUAAAUACAAAAAUAUAUAUAAAUAAUAAUACAAAAUAUAAUUAGUGUGCCCAAAAAUACAUUACCUUAUACUUAUGAAAUGGAAAAUCAUUUUUUUUCGUAUUUCAGAAAGGACUAAUCGAAGAAAAAUUCUAAUAAAUUGGCGAUCACUCCAAAUGUCUGCUUUGAAAUUAUAAUUUUCUCUUUGCCUCGGUGAAACUACAUGUCCGAUUGAUCGCAUAUGCCGAUCAACGCAACGUCAUCGCAACUGAUCUUCUAGUCUGAGGGUCGUGCAUUGUAUCGGACCAAGCCAUUUUUACAGCGAUCGCCAAACGAACCAGAAGCCCGAAGCCGUAGAACUGCAUCAGACAACACGAAAAAAUGUUUUCCACAAGAUUUUUAAUCGCGUUUGCGCUUUACUGUCUGGCUUUGGACACCACUUCGGGAAAACCUUUGGCUGACGGGCUGAAGGCUUGCAAGAAAAGCGAUCCGAAAUUGGACGAAUGUCUUUUGAACAUGCUCAGACAGGCUAAACCUCAGCUCAUGCAAGGUAACCCGGAACUGAAUCUGCCGCCGUUGGACCCUGUACACAUCCCCAGGGUUUCGGUGUACAAGAAUUUGCAAGAUAUCCGGGUGACUGGAGAGCUAUCCAACUUGACAGCUAAAGGCGCCAGUUCGAUUACCUUCAAAUCGUUAAAAGUCAAUUUGAAAGCAAAUACGUGGGACAUGGUCAUAGCGAUUCCCCUCGUCACGUUCGUCACGGACUUCAAUUUGAACGUCACGCUAAAAGUUAUUCCUAUGCCUGUCUUCGGAAAUGGACUGUGUGAAGGAAAAAUCAGUCACAGCGUCGUUCGAUUUCACGCCAACACCGAAGUGAAACAGAGAAAAUUGAAGUUGAACGAUAUCAAAAUCGAUCUGAACUUGGGUGACGUGGAAGUGCACAUCAUCAAAUCUCAAAACCCAUCAUUAGCUCAAACGACUUCGCAGUUUUUCAACAUGAACAAGCGCUUGAUCCUAGACCUGGUGACGCCCGUUGCCGAGGACGUGGUCCGACAGAUGUUGCUCCGGUACGGUAACAGAAUUCUGUCCACCGUGGAAAUCUCCGAUCUCUUGAUUGACUGAGCCGUCAAAAAGUCGUCGUGGGAUUAUUUCGGGACGGUUACGUGUCAUGUACGUGCAACAGUCAUUACACGAUAAUAUUAUUAGGUACCUUCCUAGACUCAAAAUAGUACUAUGGUAAUAUAUAUGUAAUUGUAGACUAUUCGAUUGGAGCACUAAGCACAUUGUACGAAACUCGCCUUCGACCUAAAUCCCGAUACUUUGAUUUAUGCGAUCGGGUAUUACCAUAUAGGUCUCACAAUAAUUAUAUGUGUCUGUAUACCUAUAUGGUCUCACAAUAAUUGUAUGUGUCUGUGUGCCUAUGUAUCUCACUGUCGCAAAAGCCGUAAUAACAAUAACUUAGGUAUUAUAAUAUAUAGUGCGUAUGCAGACUUACAGUAGUACGUACCGA